Messenger RNA from Chrysochloris asiatica (Cape golden mole), 13632 nucleotides. RefSeq lists its product as uncharacterized. The transcript is spliced from 4 exons. The coding region runs from base 1 to 13632 and encodes 4543 amino acids. The record is from RefSeq and is a predicted model, not a curated record. Lineage: Eukaryota; Metazoa; Chordata; Mammalia; Afrosoricida; Chrysochloridae.
AUGUUGAACUAUUUAGUUGAAGUACAAGGAGUUCCUGAAUCAAAGAAACCCCAAACUCAGUCAUCUAGACCUACUCAUCAAGAUACUGAACAAAAUACCAACAAUAAAUCCCCAGACCUUUCAUCAUUUCAGUUUCAUGUGAACACUGGAGUGGAAUCUGGAUUAAAUAGGACAGAAACAAAAAUCUCAGAGUCACUUACCCCAUCUCAGCAGCUACAACCUGUGGAUGUCCCCCAAAUCCUUGGAUCCAGAUCCAGACCCUUAGUCAUAUCUAUAGGCACUCACUCUCCCAGAAGCUUGGGGGUUGACAAAAUUCAAGAGGAAACUACUUUCUUGCAGAAGCAUCCAAAACACGUGCUAGAGCAGAGAGUUAUAGAUCUUCCAGAGAAAAGGGUCCAGCCACAGAAGACCCAAAUAACUGAUGUGGAGUUGACCCCAAGACUACCUAAUCAAGUCACAGAUAGCAUAAAGAUUACUCCAUUGGCAUUGCUUCAGGUCAUGGAUUCCAUGGGGAUGAUCCCAGAAUCACAUUCAGAAGUGACAGAAGCUGUGGGUUUGUUCCCAAGACCACCAAAUCAAGUUGUGAAACCAAUGGAAGCCAUUGAAACAAUGAAUGUGACUCUAGAACCACCAUAUGAAGUCAUUGAAUCAGCAGAGGUAAUCCUAAAACCUCAGCAUCAAGUUAUGGAACAAAAGGGGCUGACCUCAAGAUCACUGAAUGAAGUCGCAGAUAAGGUGAAGGUAACUCCUGUAGCAUUGCUUCAAGUUAUGGAUCUCAUAGGGAUGACUAACAAACCACAUCUACAUAUUACAGAAUCAGUGGGAAUGACUCCAAGAUCCCAAUGCCGUAUGGAGUCAGUGAAGAUGGACCAUCAAGUCAUUAAAUCAGGAACAGUAAGUCCAAUACCACAACAUACAGUCGUGGAAACUGUGGAUAAGAUACUAGGGCCACAACAGAAAUCAGUGGGCAUGAACUCAAGGCCAGAAAGUCAAGUCAUGGAAACACUGAAGAUUAUGCCAGGGCCAAUAUAUCAAAACACAAAAUCAUUGGAAACGAUCUCAAGGCCAUUGGAUCAUGCCAUAGAUGAUAUGAAAGUAACUCCAGUGGCACUGUUACAAGCCAUGGAUUUCAUGGGGAUAAUUCUACCAGCACAACCAUGUGUUAUAGAAUCUGGGAGUUUGACUGCAGAUCCACAGUCUCAAAUUACAAGUUUGACACCAAGGCCGACUCAACCAGAUAAUUUGACUUCUUCCUAUAGCUCACCCACUACUAUUGGACUACCUAGAGUUGUAGAAUCUGUAGCUUUAUCUCCAAGGGCCCCACCUAAAGUCAUGGAAUCAGUAGGGAUGAUUCCAAAGCCAUUACAUCAAGCCAUGAAUUCUCCAACAGCAGUGAUGUUCCCCUUGAGAUCGAUGACAGCACCACAGUCACAAAUUGUAGAAUCUCAGGACUUGACCCCCAGGCUAAUAUCUCAAGUCACAGAAUCUCUGGAACUGACUCCUGAGUCAUGGAUUCAAGUGCUAGAAUCUGUGGAAAUGACUCCACAACCACAUCAUCAAGACACAUAUAUAGGUCCACUUCAUCAAGUCAUGAAACCUUUGAGGUUGACUCCAUGGUAUCAAAUCCCAGAAUACUCAGAGAUAAGUCCAAGGCAAAACCAUCAAGUUAUAGAAACAAUGGGAUUGACUUCUGAUACAUGGCUACAAAUGAAGAAAUCUGAAGCGUUCAUACAAUCACAUGAUCAAAUAGUGGAAUCUUUAGGGACAAUGCCAGAGUCACUGACUCAAGGUACAGAAUCUACAGGAAUGCAUCAAAAAACACUGCAUCAAGUCAUGGAAUCUGUAGCAAUAGCUACUGCACCACCCCAUCAGGAUGUGAAAUAUAUAGGGGUGAAACCAAUGCAACAAUUUAAAGUUAAGGAUUCCAUGAAGUUGUUCCCAGAAUUGCAAAAUGUAAAAUCUGAGAACCUAACCCUGGGACCAAGGUUCCAAAGUGUGAAAUCUGUAGACACAGCUACAGGCUCAUUCCCACAAGUGAUAAAAUAUGGACAGUUGGUCUCAACUGUGGAAACUAUAGAGUUAGCCCAAGAACUUCAACAGCAAAAUGUAAAAUCUGAAGAGGUGAUCCCCACACAAGAGCUGCAAAGUGGGAAAUCUCUGAAGUCAGUCCCAAGGUCUCAGCUUCAAAGUGUAAAAUCUGCUGAGUUGGCUCCAGUGUUACAAGUGCAAAGUGAGAAAUCUAAGGACUUGACCCUCAAUUCACAAUCAGAAGGUGUGGAAUAUGUUCAUUUGACUCUACCACCAGAAUUUCAAGGUUUAAAAACUUUGGAAUUGACACUAACACCAGUAUUGCAAGAUAUAAAAUCUGUGGAGUUGGCCCCCAAACCAUGGUUACAAGAUAUCAGAUCAGAGAACAUAGCUCCAGUGCUACUGCUUGAAGAUGCAAAAACUAUGGAAUUAACUCAUCAAAUGGUAGAAUGUAGGAGGUUAGCUCCUGAGAUCUGGCCACAACAGGAGGAAUCUGUGAAGUUUAUCCCAGUGCAAGUCAUGGAAACUGCUGGGAUGAUACCUGGGCCACAACUUCAAAAAUGUUCAGAGAUGGUAACAGGGCCAGACUAUCAAGACACAGGAAUGAAGAGGCUGAUUUCUGAGGCUUUGCUCCAAGUGGCAUUAACACAAAAACCACCAAGUCAAGUUGUAGAAUCUGUAGGAAUGACUGCAAGCCCACAUCUUCAAGAUACUGGAUCUCCAGAGAUAACCCUAAAAUCAGAAUGUGAAGACACAGAAGCUGUAGGAUUGACACUGCUCCAAGUUGAAAAAAAUCAGAGGACAAUUCCAGUAUCAUCAUAUUUAGAGAAAGAAUCUCUGGAGUUAAAUCUAGAGCGAAGGAUCCAAGAUGAGAAAUCAGAACCACUGAAGCAAGAUUUGAAAUGUGUGGAGUUAACUACUGAGUCAUCUCCAUUCAUGGUAGGAUCUAAAAGGUUAAUUAUAGGAUCAAAGCCACAUGCUAUAAAGUUGAUCCCAGGACCACAGCUCCAAGGAGUGAAGUCUAGGCAGUUGGAUCCAGAACAAAAGUCGCAAGACAUGAAAUAUGCAAAUUUAACAAAAGAGUUAACUACAAGCAUGGUAGACUCUGAGUUGACACCAGGUAUGAUAUCAGAGGACUUGACUAAGGGGACACAGCUCCAAGGCAUAAAAUCUGGGGAUUUAAUUCUAGACCCAAGGCAGCAAUGUGUCAAAUCUUCUGGACUGACCCUAGGGCCACAAUUGCAAAGUGUCAGAUUUUCAAAAUUAACUCCAGGGCCACUUCUUCAUGGAGAGAAAUAUGUAGAUUUAAUCUCAGGGGCACCUCAUAGUGUAAAAUUUGAUGAAUUGAUCCCAGAUUCUCCAAGGCAAGAAAUCCAACAGUCAGAUUUUAUCCUAGGACCAAAUAAUCAAAGCAUCAAAUCUACACAGUUGACUCCGGAACCACAACAUCAAGGUAUGAAAUUUGUGGACUUAAUUCCAGGGCCAUGCUUACAAGAUGUCAAAUUUUCUGAUUUGGCAUCACAGCCCAAAUACCAAGGUUUCCAGUAUGUGAAAUCGAUAUCAGGAACACACCUUCAAGAUGCAGAGUCUCUAGGGUUUGGACCAGAAUUGUCUUUGCAGUUAAGCCAAGGGUCACAGGUUAAAGAUAUGAAAUCUGUUAUGUCUACUGUAGGAUCAGAGAUUCACAGCAUGAAAUCUGUAAAAUUGACCUCAGUGCACCAAAUUCAAGGUGUGAAAUCUGAGGAACCAAGCCUAGGACCAUGGCAGCAAGAUGCCAAACUUUCUGAAUUGACUUCAGGACCAAAACUUCAAGGUGUCAAAGUUGGGGAACAGACCCCGGAACCAAUGUCUCACAGUGAGAAUUCUGUGAAGGGGACACAAGAGUUGGGGCUGCAAGAUCCCAAAUUAACAAAGAUUUCUCCAGGGCUGCAAGGUAUGGAACAGAUAAGGCUUAACCCAGGGCCAGUGCUACAAAAUGUUAAAUUAUAUGAUUUGACCCCAGGAACUCAACCUCAAGGUAUGAAGUCUUCAGAGUUAAACUCAAAGCCACAGUUAGAAUGUGUAAAAAUUUUUGAGUUGACUCCACAGUCAAAGAUGCUAGGGGCUAGAUCUAUGGAGUUGAUCCCAGGACCACAGAGGCAAGGGGAUAAACCUGAGAUGUUAGCAUCACAGUCACUAUUUGAGGGUGUAAAACAUGUAGAGCUGAAUCAUCUACCAAUUUUUUAUAAAUUAGCCUCAGAGCCACAUAUACAACAUUCUAAGUUGAUCAGAAGACCACAGUUCCAAAGUAUGAAAUCUUCUGAAUUGAUCCAAGAGUCACAGUUGAAAGAUAUAAAACCUGUGGAAUGGAUCUCAGUUUCAAAGCUUCUAGAUUUAAACUCUGAGGAGCUGACCUUAGAGUCACAGGAGGGAGAUGUGAAAUAUGUGGAGAUAACCUCAGGACCACAGAUUGAAGAUGUCAAAUUCACCUCAGGUUCUAAACUUCAAGGUGUGAAAUCUGUUGAAAUGAACCUUGGGUCAAAAAUGCAAGGUAAGAAUUCUAUGACUUUUGCACCAGAGCCAUUGCUUCGAGUUAGUGAAUCUCUGGAGGUACUCCAAGGGCUCCAACUACAAGGUGUGAAAGCUAAGGAAUCGUUUUUAGAACCACAAAUGAAAGAUAUAGAAUCUGUGGAGAUUAGUCAGCGCUUAAAGCUUCAAAGUUUGAAAUCUGCAGAAGUGAACCCUGAUUCAAAGUUGCAGUGUAUAAAGAAAGAAGUAGUCAAAUCUGUGGAUGAAACCAGAAGACAAGAGGUUCAACAAGUAAAAUCUGUGGAUUUAUCCGCAACACAACAGUUUCAAGGAGUGGCAGCUGUGGAUUUAACUCCUAGACCAGACCAACAAUGUAUGAAUUUAGAACAACUGAAAAGAGGACCUGAACCAGAAGAUAUGAUGUCUUUAGAGUUAAAUCCAGGGCCAAAAUUUGUACAGUUGAAAGAUAUGGAAUCAUUUGAAUUGACUCCAGAACUAAAUAUUCAAGGUAUAAAAACAAAAACAUCCAAGUUUGACUCACAGUUGCAGAGCAUGAAAUCUCCCAAAUUGACCUCAUGGCCACAGCAAUUGCACCAAGUGAAACCUGUGGAGAUAACUUCAGAGUCACAGCUUCAAGGUGGGAGAAUUGUGGAGGUAAACCAUGAACCAGAGUUUAGAAGUAUGAUCCCAGUACCAGAAUUUCAAGGUACAAAAUCUGCUCAGUUAGCUCUAGAAUUAAAAUCUCUAAGUGUUAAAACUGCAGAAUUGAAAGCCAUACAACCAUUGAGAGGUAUGAAGUCAUCUGAAUUGAUUCUAGGACCAAAAUCUCAAGUUGCAAAACCUAUGUUCAACCUUGAACCACAGUGGCAGAAUGCAAAAACUCCUGAGUUUUCCCCAGAGCCACAGCUGCAAAAAAUGAAAAAUUUGGAAUCAUUCUCGCAGUCACAGCUUAAAGUUGUGAAAACUGUGCAGUUAAAUCAAGAGCCAGAUCUUGGAGGUAUGCAAACUGUUCAGUGGAUACCAGGACCAGAGUUCCAAGGUAGGAAAUCUGCAGUGUUGAGUACUGGGUCACAAUCUCGAGGUGUCAAACCUGUAAAUUUGAAACCUGUGCUAUAUUCGAAAGAUGUGAAGUCGUCUGAAUUGACUCUUGGAUCAAAACUUCAGGGUCAAAAAUCUAUGGAGUUCAACCUUGAGCCACAGUGGGAGAUCCUGAAAAUCCCUGAGUUGUCUUCAGGGUCACAGCUACAAAAAGGAAAAAAACUGGAAUCACUCUCAGUGCCACAGCUUCAAGGUGUGAAAACUGUACAAUUAAACCAACAGCCAGAGUUUGGAGGUAUGAAAUCUGCUCAGUGGAUACCAGGACCAGAGUUUCAAAGUAGGAAAUCUUCAGUGUUCAGUACUGGGUCACAAUCUCAAGGUGUCAAACCUGUAGAUUUGAAACCUGUGCUACACUCGAAAGAUGUGAAGUCAUCUGAAUUGACUCUAGGAUCAAAACUUCAAGGUCAAAAAUCUAUGGAGUUCAACCUUGAGCCACAGUGGCAGAUCAUUAGAACCCCUGAGUUGUCCCCUGGGCCGCAGCUGCAAAAAGGGAAAAGUUUGGCAUCAUCUUCAGAGCCACAGCUUCAAGGUGUAGAAACUGUACAGUUAAACCAAGAGCCAGAGCUUAGAAGUUUGAUAGCAGGACCAGUGUUUCAAGGUGUGAAAUCAGUCGUGCUGAAUCUUGAGUCACAGUCUAGAGGCACCAAACCUGUGGAUUUGAAACCUAAGGUGCACUUGAGAAGUACGAAAUCAUGUGACCUGAUUUCAAGGUCAAAUCUUUGUGGCAUAAAACCUAUGGCAUGCAAACCUGGGUUUCACACACAAGAUUUAAAACCUCCUGAAUUGUUCCUAGGACCACAGCUGCACGAAUCAAAACCCUCAGAGUUAUCUCUAGGGACCCAGAAUCAUGAUUUGAAGUCUUUUGUAUUUGUACAAGAGUCACAGCUUCCAGGAGUGAAAUCUGGGCUUUUAAGUCAGGGACCACAAUUGCCAAGUGAUAAAACUAUAAAACUGAACCCCCAACUAUACUUGAAAUCAUCUGUAUUAACUCUUCAAACGGAGAUUCAAGGUGUGAAAUCUGAGGAGUCCAACUCUGGGCUGAAAUGGCAAGGUGCAAAAUCUUAUAAAUUGACCCCUGAGACAAAGUCCCAGAGUACAAAUUGUAUUAAAUUAAACCCCAGUUCACAGUUGCAAGGUGUAAAAAUUUCUGAGUUGACCAUGGGAAUAAAGAUUCAAGAUGUCAAAUCUGGAUCAUUGCUGCAAGGUGUGAAAGGAACUAAAGGGACCUCAAAGUCAAACCUUCAAGAUGUAAAACAUACAGAAUUCAAUCCUAGUUCCCAGGUGCAAGUUGUGAACUCUUCUGAGUUGAUCCUAGGAUCAAAGCCUAAAAGUGUGAAAUCAGUGGGAUUCAAUCCGGAGCCAAAAUUACAAGGUAGGAACAUUUCUGAGUUAAUCCCAGAGACCAAAUUUCAAAAUACGAAAUUUGUGGAGUUCAAAUCUGGGCCCCAGUUGCCAGGUGUGACAUCUGAGUCUGUCCUAGGGACAGAAAUUCAAGGAGUAAAAUCAGUGGAAUUCAACUCAGGGCCACAGAAGCAAGAUGUAAAAUCUUCUAGGCUGCUUGUGGGUAAAAAGCUUGACAAUGUAAAAUCUAUGGAUUUCAAUUCCUGCCCACACUUGAAGGCUGUGAAAUCUUCAGAAAUUAUCCCAGGAAUAAAGCUUCAAAGUGUGAAAUCUGUAGAAGUCAAUCCUUGUCAAAAGUUUCAAGGUACAAAAUCUUCUGAUUUGACCCUGGGGUGUUGUAAAUUCCCUGGUGUGACAUCAGUGGGGUUCAAUCCUGAAUCACAUAUACAAAAUGAAAAAUCUUCUGAGUCCAUUUCAGGUACAAAGUUUCAGUAUGUGAAAUCUGUGGAAUUCAACUCAAGCUCACAGUUGCAAGAUGUGAAAUAUUCUAAAUUGACCCUGGGGACAAAGUUUCAAGAUGCACCUUCUAUGGAGCUCAGUUCUGAACCACAUUUUCAAAGUAUGAAAUCUGAUUUAACCCUAGGGACAAAGAUUCAAGAAAUGAAAUCUUUAGAAUUCAAUCCUGGUCCAAAGUUACAAAAUGAAAAAUCUUCUCAUUUAAACCUAGGGAGGAAACUUCAAGGUGUGAAAUAUGUGGAGUUUAAUCCUGGACCUCAGUUACAAAAUGAGAAAUCUAACAAGACUAUAGAGAGGAGGUUUCAAGAUUUGAAAUCUGCUGAGUUAAAACAUGUCCCACAGUUACAAACUGUGGCAUCUUCUCAGUUAAUACCUGGGAAAGAACUGCAAGGUUGGGAAUCUGUUGCGUUUAUCCCUAAAUCAAAGUGUCAAGAGAUGAAAUCUUCUGAAUUGACUAACGAUACAAAGGUACAUGAUAUAAAACCUUUGGGGUUCUACUCAAUCCCAGAGUUACAAGAUAGUAAAUUGUCUAUGUUGACACUAGGGGCACAACAACAAGGUGUGAAAUCAAUGGGACUCAACCCUGGGGCAAAAUUGCAAGAUGAAAAAUCUUCUGAAAUGAAAAAAUUUAACACAGUUAAAUCUACAGAGGUCAACCAUGGCUCAGAAUUUCAGGUUGUGAAACCUAAAAUGGUUUUGGAAUCAAAACCUGUGAUACCUUCUGAAUUCAGUGGUAGAAAACAGUGGCAAGAUGAGAAAUCUUGUAAGGUGAAUCCAAGUCCAGAACAAGGGGUAAGAUCUUCUGAGUCGUGCGUAGAGACAAAGUCUCCAGAUGAGCUUAAAUUUCAAUGUGGGAAACUUUCUGAAUUGAAUCCAGGGCCACAGCUUCAGUGUACAAAUUUUAUAUCAUUUAACACGGGGUCACAGUUGCCAGGUGUAAAAUCUUCUGAGUUGAAUCCUGGAUCACAGCUUCAAGGCUCUCAGCUACAGGACUUGAAGUCUGAGGUGUUUGUACUAGAACCAUCUGUAGAGUUAAACCAGGGACAACAUUCUCCAAGUUAUCAAAUCACAGAAUCCUCUGAGGUUAUCUCUAGGACAGAGUACCAGUUUGCAGGACAUGCAGAGAUGAUCCAAAAGUCAAGACAGCAAGUCCCAAAAUUUGUUAAUUUGAUUUCAAUACCAAUUCAUCAAGUUACAGAAUCUUCAGAAAUGACACCUGAUUCAGCACAUCAAGACACCGAAACAGUAGAGAAAUUAGUAGGGUAUACCCCAAACUCAAUGGGUAAAGUCACAGACUGUCCAGGGAUGCCUCUGGAGAUAGACCUUCAAGAACCGGAAUCUGUGGUUCUGACUUCAGCAAUAGUGAAUCAAGGAUCAAAACCAUUAGAAUUAACCCCAGAGAAAAGUUACCAAGUUCCAGAAACUGUGGAAUUAUAUACACAGUCACAGCCUCAAGUUAAGAAUUUGGGGGUAUUAUCUACAAGGCUACUACAGCAAGAUGUGGAAUCUGGAGGAAUGACCCCAGAGCUAAAGCAUCACAUUAUAGAAACUGGGGGAUUAAGUUUUGAGGAAAAGCUGCAAGGGGAAGAAUGCCUUAGAAUUAUCCCCAAACCAGUAAGCCAAGCAAAUGAAUAUACAGAAAGAUUUCUAAGCUCCUAUCCUGAAGCCGUAGAACCUGUGGAGAAAAGACUGCCAAGAGUAGAAUCUUUAGUAUUGAUUCCAAAGUCAUUUCAUCAUGUCCCCAAAUCUUCAGGGAAGAUACCAGAGAUAGGAUAUCAAGUUCCUGAAUCUCUGGAGUUGCCUUCUGAGAAAUGGGUCCAAGUGGGGGAAUCUGCAAAAUUGACUGCAAUGUCAUGGGAUUAUUUGAGUUCUUCUGGGAAAGUAUCAGAGUUAGGCCAUCAAGCUCCAGAAUCUAAGGGUUGGACCUCUAAGCAACAAUGGCAACUGGGGGAAUCCUUAGAGUCACCCCCAAAGCAAACAGAUCAAGUUAAAGAAUCUGCAGAUCUCACUUCUAAGACAUGGCAGCAAAAGGAGGGAUCCAAAGGGCUAACAGAGUCACAGUAUCAAAGUAUGAGAUAUUCAGGGAUAGCCCUAGGACCACCAGACCAAAUUAUAGAAUCUACAAGCAUUAGUCCAAAGCCACUUGACCAAGUCACAGAAUUAGCAAGGACACAGGUUCAAGUUUUUAAAUCAACAGGGGUAACCCCACUGGUCCCCCAAAAACUUGUUGAAUCUGUGGAAGUGAUCCCUGGACCAUCACUUCAAGUUGUGAAGUCAGUGCCAUUAACCCCAGGGCCAACUCUUCAAAUGCUGGAAUCUGUUGAGUUGACUCCCAAACUGCAAGAUUUGACACUUUCAGAGUUUACCCCAGAGCUAUGGUGGCAAAAUGCAAACUCUAAGAAAUUAAUCAGAGAGCCAACACACCAAAUUUUGGAAAUAAUAGAGUUAACGGGGUUUCAAAUAGUAAAAACUGUGUUAAAUCCAGGACCACCACUUCAAAUAGUAAAAUCUGAAGAAAUAGUACCAGGACCAAUCACUCAGUUUGUAGAACCAACAAAAGUAUCCCUAGAACCAGGGCUUGAAGUAAUGGAGAAUUUGGACUUACCCUCUAGGCCAUAUCUUCAAGAACUGGUAGAACAUGUAGAAUUAACUCCACAGCCAACCUCUCCAUUUGAGAAACCUAGAGUGUUGACUUGUGAACAAGAGCUUCAAGCUGUGAAAUCUAUAGGGAUAAAAACAGGAUAUCCUCAAGUCAUGGAACCUGAGGAUAUAGAUCUAGGACAGGUUUAUCAGAAUAGGAAAUCUGAAAACUUAACAUCAGGAGAAAAGUUACAAGUAGGAAAUUAUUUAUCUAAAUAUACACACAUCUCAUCAUCUCCACUCAUCUCAAGCCCUGUCAAAACUAUAUGUGAAUUAGGAAGUAGUUGGAAUUUUGAAAUGCCAGAAGUACCAAGAGACUUGGAUAUAAAAAACCUUGAGACAAAUAUUUUACAGCAUGGAAAGUCCUAUAUAGACCCUAAUAUGACACAGUCUUCAGUUGUUCCUUUGGACCUUGUUAAUCAAUGCUCUAAUCAGACAGCUAUCACUGUGGAAAUGCCACAUCCUGCGAUCCCAGAAAUGAAUGUCAUAUCUAAGGAGAAGACCAAUAGUAAGCAGAUGGAAGAGCUAGACAACUCACUCCAGUGGAAAUAUGGUCUUCAGAGAUUCUCCCAACACCCAUCACGAAGCUGGAGAUUACCAUCUAGGAUUUCCCAGGCAGCAUCAGUUGCUCGAAGAGGGUUGACCAGGCCCAUCCUUGGCAGACAACAGAAUGUCUGGGAGAGUCAUGCUUGGAAACAGCGGCUACCAAGAAAAUAUCUCUCUAGUAUGGUAACACUUGGGAACAAUUUAGGAGUUACUAUAGAAAAGAAGCUUUGUUCUCAAAUAUCUCGGGCAGAAAGAGCCACUACAGCUACCUGUCAAUCUAUACCGAAAUUAUUUGGGGUCACAGCAGAACUGGUAAAAUUCCCUCAGAACCUGCUACAGAAGGUUCAGGGUACUAUUUCUCAACCUUCAGUGGUCAGAAACUACAUUCAGAGACAUACUUCAUGCUAUGGUGAUGAGAAAAAAAUGACCUUAAGGAUGUGGACACGAGGCUCAACGUCUUCUAUAAUACAGCAAUACUCUGGGACUAUAAUGGGAUUAAAGAAAACAAACUCAAAGCUCAGUUAUAUAUCCCAAGAAGUCAGUCAACACAUGCCUUUCUCACAUACAGGGUACCAAAUUCCUUCUCCAGUAAAGUCGGAGUCUUCCUUCAGGACACUUUUCAUUCGGAAAGAAGUCUCUAUUCCAGUAGAAGAGAGUGAAAACUCACAGAGUGAGUCACAGACAACAAUUUUUGAGCCCCAAUACUCCCUCAAGCCACCAUGUCUUCCCCAGUCUAAGAAUGACAUCUCAGAACAGUUUCAGCUACUACACGAUCUACAGCUAAAAAUAGCAGGGAAACUCUUAAGGAGUCAACUACCCCCCAAUGUGCCCCCACCUCAAGCUACAGGUCUGGUAUUAAAAUAUCCUAUCUGCUUACAGUGUGGACGAUGUUCAGGAUUUGGUUGCUGUCAUAAAUUACAGGCCCCUUUUGGGCCUCACCUUCUUAUCUAUCCACAGCUCCAUCUUGUAAGUACCCCUGAGGGCCAUGGUGAGAUUCGGUUGAAUCUUGGCUUUAGGUUGCAAACUGGGAAAAGAUCCCAAGUUCCAAAGUAUCAUGGAAGAGACAGAUCAGCCAUACCAAGAAGCCCUAUAUCACCAUCACAAAGGAAAGCUAAAAUCUAUACUAGAGCUACCAAGAGUCCUACUUCCAAAAGAGAUUUCAGGUCUGGGCUUUCUCAGUCUCCUACUCCUAUACAAGUCCACAUCAGACAAGAGCGGUAUGGCAGCCCUGACCCAGUAGAAAAGACAGAAAUUGGAGAUACCGGGCACUAUGAAUUCAUUCACGUUAACUUGCUGCCAGACAGUAGUUCUGAAAGCAAUCAGGAUGAAAAACAGGCUAAGAUGAGACCCCCAAAGACCCCUGAUACAAAAUAUCCAAUUAAAAAAAUCACUAAAGAAGUUAGAACACAAAGUAGUAGAGGCAUAAUAGAGAGUCCCUCUAGAGAAUUACCAGCUCAGUUAAGAAGGAAAAGGAUCGGAGUAGCUCAAACAACUUCUGCCUUUUUAAAAAGAAAAUCUAAGACAUCCUCCCAACCCACAUUCAUGCAUCUGCUUUUUCAGGGUCUAAAGCAAGCAUUCCAAAUAGCACACAAAGUUAUGACUUCUACUGGACAGAAGAAGCCUGAGGACAGGGAAAGACCAGACAACUGGUGGAUGUGCAAAAAUGUCCCAUUAAAACAAAGGACCAGGGAGUACUACCUAUCAAGAGAUAGCAAGAAAGACAGGAAGUCAGUUGUCAAGAUAAGGCCCACAGGCCUAACAACUAAGCAGGGAAGAACAGACCAAUUCAGAUCAACUCAACAUACACAAAGACAUAGCUUUUCCCAACCCAGACCUACCCAAUUGCCCAAGUCCACAGUUGCCUCAAAAGAGAUCACUUUCCAAACCUCUUCAAUCAGACAGCCUUUGGAUAUAGUUCAAAAUGACAGUAGUAGCAGAGCUAAUGAAAAUGACAGAGCUGAAAUCUCCAGCCAGCAGCCUAAGAACUUGUCCAAACCAGGAACCAGAGUUCAGGCCAGAGGCCAAACCCUACAUGGUUCCUCUGUAAAAAGAAUCCCUCAGAGUCACUUUAAAGCGAAACCUACAUACAAGGAGCAAAAUCACCGCAGCAGUCCCUCUGAGAGAACCCAUCACAGUUCCUCUAAAAGAAUUCAGCAUAGUAUUCCCGAGAGGAGACCUCACAGACUCUCUGAGAGGAUCCAUUUCAGUCCCUCAGAGAAGAGCUGUCACAGUCCUUCUGAGAGGAGACAACACAUUAUCUCUGAGAGAAGCCAUCACAGUCCCUCUGAGAGGAGUCUUUACUGUCCUUCUGAAAGAAGACACAGUCUUCCUCCUGAGAGGAGUCGACGCAGUUACUCUGAAAGAUCCCAUCACAGACACUCUGAGAGGAGUCCUUGCAAUCACUCUAAGAAACUCCGUCACAGGCCCUCUGAAAGGAGCCAUCGUCGCAGUGCCUCAGAGAGAGCCCAUGACAGUCGCAGUCAUUCAGAGAGAACCCAUCACAGUCCCUCUGAAAAGAGCCGACGACGCCGUCAUUCAGAAAUAACCCAUCACAGUCCCUCUGAAAGGAGCCAUCGCAGUCAUUCAGAGAGAACCCAUCACAGUCCCUCUGAAAGGAGCCGUCAUUCAGAAAGAACCCAUCACAGUCCCUCUGAAAGGAGCCAUCGCAGUCAUUCAGAGAGAACCCAUCACAGUCCCUCUGAGAGAACCCGACACUGCGCUAAGAAGAGAAUCAAGCACAGUUCCCUUGGGGAGAGGCCCGGGCAUAGUUUGUCUAAAGAUUUCAUGAGUUAUUCAAACACAAACACAGAAGCUGGGCAAGCCCCUCGGAAGCUGCUAGGCGGAAGUAGACGUUCGGAACGGAAUUCAGAGUGUCUGAAUCCACAUCCGGAAGAGGAGAGAAGGAAAGAAGAGGAGAGCGGAAGUGGCGUUAGUCUGGCCGGAGCCCCUUGGUGA